Messenger RNA from Puccinia graminis f. sp. tritici CRL 75-36-700-3, 972 nucleotides. RefSeq lists its product as uncharacterized. The record is from RefSeq and is a predicted model, not a curated record. The transcript has a single exon. NCBI's taxonomy places the organism in Eukaryota, Fungi, Basidiomycota, Pucciniomycetes, Pucciniales, Pucciniaceae. Bases 1 to 972 code for a protein of 323 amino acids.
AUGGCCAACGACACCGGCAAAUCUCCAACCCUGGCUCUUGGCGAUGAAAAGGGGCCGACCACUCUAAUUGGCUCGGACACUUCCCUCGCAUCCUCCCAGAAGAUCUCCAGCGGGAGACUUCCAAUACUGAAAGCUCCUGGGCUGGACUCGAACUACCUGGACUGGGAGUUUGUAGUCAGCUCGUACUUCGAAGCAGUUGGGGUCGACUACAUCAUUGAAGCCCAAGAUGACAAAACAAAACUCGCUCCUCGGCCCGCCACCUGGGCCACCGAUAAUAAAGCGGUUUGUUUGGUCAUUACCCAGAUGAUCGACUCCACGAAUCUUCGUCACAUCCGUGACCAUUGCAGGGAUGCCCAAGGAAUGUGGCUCGCUCUCCUCCAAGCUCAUCAAGACUCCAGCACUGGUGGUCACGUCUACUGGAUCCGGAAGCUCCUCCUGGCAAAGAUGGAGGGCGACGAUAUCAUCGCCCAUAUCGAUAACAUGGCCCAAUACCACAAACGUCUCAACGCUCCGGUCACGCCGGGAAAGCCUCUCACGCCAGACAACGUACACUCGGCCGCUAUAUUGAGCUCGCUCCCUCCUGACUGGAUUCACUGCGUCUCAGCGCUCAUGAAUCAGGAGGGUGUACAAAUGAAAACAAUCGUUCAGGCGCUGAAGAAUGAACAUGUUCGUCGUCAAUCACAAUUGGACGUCGUCACUGUUACUUCUGUCUCUUCUACCAAGACCAAACCGACGCAAAACCCCCACUCAAGCGACACCAACAAGCAAAAGCUUUGCUUCCUAUGCAAUGUUCCAGGCCAUGACCUCAACAAUUUCAACAACACCCGCCGACUUCUUCUUGAACAUAAGGCAAAUCAAAAGCCAGAAAGUAAUCCUAAGGACUCAAAGAGUUCCUCCUCUCAAGCAGGAAAAACCCCUGCGCGUGCUGGACGAACCUUGGCUGCAACGCUAGGCACUACAUCCUACAACUAG